Acytostelium subglobosum LB1 is the source of this 1134-nucleotide messenger RNA. RefSeq lists its product as hypothetical. Gene Ontology annotation, molecular function: malonyl-CoA decarboxylase activity. Gene Ontology annotation, cellular component: peroxisomal matrix; mitochondrial matrix. Gene Ontology annotation, biological process: positive regulation of fatty acid oxidation; acetyl-CoA biosynthetic process; malonyl-CoA catabolic process. The annotation marks the transcript as partial. Lineage: Eukaryota; Evosea; Eumycetozoa; Acytosteliales; Acytosteliaceae. The transcript is spliced from 4 exons. The record is from RefSeq and is a predicted model, not a curated record.
AUGAUGUAUUGUACCUCCUCUGGACGUCAACCUGAUCUCAAGACCUUCCUCUCGAACUAUCCUCGCAAAGCAACACCAACAAUGUCUACUCAUUAUGACGAGAGAAAGAAAGCUAUUCAACAGUUCAUUGCUCCAUUCAUUCAAAGAGGUCCUGAUGGCGCAACACUUGAUGCAAACUUUGUCAACAAGUUAAAGACAGAGGCAAGCGAUGGUGAUGCAUUAGAGACGAUAUUGGAUAUUAGGAAGGAUCUGUAUAAUGCACAAUCAUUCGGACCACUCAGCGAUGACCUUAUUCGUCUGGACGACGCCUUACAAUCAUUCCUCAAGGGUGAGCUGGCGGGCGACGACCUGAUCUGCCAGCCAAUCGACCCAAUGUUCACACAUCCAACCAUCUUGAAACGAUUGAUUGAGCAUGAGGCCGUGCACCCAUACUCUGAUCCCAAGGGAAUCUUUGAUCGUAUUCGACCUGGACGUUUGUGUCUGGUACUAUUCCAUCGACGAUUGCCCAUGCUCCCGCUAAUGUCACUGUACAUCGCAUUGACCGAGGGCAUUGCCAGCAACAUGGAUGUUAUAAACAGUCCACAUGUGGAUCUGACCAAGAUUGACUCGGCGAUGUUCUACUCUAUCUCAUCACUACACUCUGGUCUGAAGAAUGUUGACCUUGGCCAUCUACUAAUAGGCAAGGCCACCGAAUACCUAAUGAUCAAUCCAUCAAUCAAGAACUUCUGUACACUUUCACCAAUACCAAACUUCAAGAACUACCUAAAGCGACGUGCAGUGUCCGACCAACCAACCACAGAUUUAUUGGCGGCUGUCACAUUUAACAACCUGGAGAGUUACAAGUUUGCACUGUUGUCCAGUUGCCUGCGGUAUAUAAUGACGGAGAAGAAGAGGAAUAAUAAGGCCAUGGACCCUGUAUGUAACUUCCAUCUGAAGAAUGGAGCAUCGGUGUAUAGACUUAAUUGGCGUGGUGAUAUGUCUGAGCACAGAUUGAAUGAGAGUUAUGGUAUAAUGAUCAACUAUCUCUAUCAGCCAGAUGUCAAGAAGGCCAACUCUCAAAACUACAAACAGAAUGGCACCAUCAUACAUCAAGACCCAUUGAAUCAACUGGCCCACCAACUAAACAUUACCAUA